AAAAAUUCUGCAAGAUACCUUCAGUUCUAUUUCAGAACAAUUAAUCAGUAAAAGCGGACCCCAGCGCUCUGCUCCAUGUCAGAGGGGGUGGUUGUUUGGAGGGAAAUCAUGGAAGAGGAGUGGGUGGAGCCAACAGAACCCGCUCUCAAAGCCAACCUCCUGCCAAAUGGCAACUGCAGCCAUUGCCACGGCAACGGCACCACCGGCAACGUCACCCAGGGCAACACCUACUUCCCCUAUUACCAGCACUCUCUGCCCGUGGCAACCAGCUUCAUCCUGGCCUACCUCUUCAUCUUCCUGCUGUGCAUGCUGGGAAACGGGCUGGUGUGUCUCAUAGUCCUGCGAAACAGACGCAUGCGCACCGUCACCAACCUCUUCAUCCUCAACCUGGCCGUCAGCGACCUGCUGGUGGGCAUCUUCUGCAUCCCCACAACUCUGGUGGACAACCUCAUCACAGGCUGGCCGUUCUCCAGCGCGGUGUGUAAGAUGAGUGGACUGAUGCAGGGCAUGUCCGUGUCAGCCUCCGUCUUCACACUGGUGGCCAUUGCAGUCGAUCGAUUUCGCUGCAUUGUUUACCCAUUCAAGGCCAAGCUAACUUUGUUGGUCGCCAAGGGAACAGUCGCACUCAUAUGGGUCAUGGCCUUCAUCAUAAUGUGCCCGUCGAUUGUGAUGCUGACUGUAAGAAGAGUGCAGGACCACUACAUGAUCCACAACGGGGACUACAGGCACCCCUACCCCCUGUACUCCUGCUACGAGAACUGGCCUUGGGUCGAAAUGCGCAAGGUCUACACCACGGUGCUCUUCACCCACAUCUACCUGGCCCCGCUCACCUUGAUCACCCUCAUGUACAGCUGCAUCGGGGUGAAGCUGUACACCACCUCCAUCCUGCUGGACAGAGAGCACCCCAGGACUGCGCCGCCCGGUGUCCGGCAGGAGGGGACGCGGCCGCUGGUCUCGCAGAAGAAGGUGAAGGUGAUUAAGAUGCUGAUGGUGGUGGCCCUGCUCUUCAUGCUGUCCUGGCUGCCGCUCUGGUGUCUGAUGCUGCUGACCGAUUACGGCGGUCUGGACGCGGAUCAGCUGGAGCUCCUCACCGGCUAUGUGUUCCCCUUCGCCCACUGGCUGGCCUUCUCCAACUCUACCGUCAACCCCGUCAUCUAUGGGUACUACAACGAGAACUUCAAGAGGGGCUUCCAGGCGGUCUGCCAAGCCUCUUCGAGCUCCUGCUGCUGGGCCCUCUCCUUGGCGGGCUCCGACGGCAGGGGCGGGAGGGUGGCGGUGGAAGGAAGGGCCCCAGAUUCGGGGGGGGGGGCUCCGGGCGGGGUCUGCAGACCCAGGGACACGGGGGCCAACUCAAACCCGCUGAUCUUCGGGGCGAGGAACAGGGUAUACACUGACGGGGAUCUCACCGGGGUGGUUCAGCUAGAGCUGGAAGGCAGGAGGGGGGCGGGAGGGGUAGGGAGUGCCCUCUGUGCAGAGGGUCUGGGUGCGGCAGGGGGGAUGGUCAGAAGUGGGUCAAACAAAAUGGCCGUUCAGAUGACGGACACGGAGAAGGGCGCCCCGGGGGGAUUGGGAGUCUGCCAGGCCUGGGAUCAGUAA
Messenger RNA from Conger conger (European conger), 1596 nucleotides. It is a transcript of the gene npffr1l2, whose product is annotated as neuropeptide FF receptor 1 like 2. Gene Ontology annotation, biological process: G protein-coupled receptor signaling pathway. Bases 76 to 1596 code for a protein of 506 amino acids. Gene Ontology annotation, cellular component: membrane. NCBI's taxonomy places the organism in Eukaryota, Metazoa, Chordata, Actinopteri, Anguilliformes, Congridae. Gene Ontology annotation, molecular function: neuropeptide receptor activity; peptide binding. The transcript is spliced from 4 exons. The record is from RefSeq and is a predicted model, not a curated record.